Messenger RNA from Linum tenue, 2107 nucleotides. NCBI's taxonomy places the organism in Eukaryota, Viridiplantae, Streptophyta, Magnoliopsida, Malpighiales, Linaceae. The record is from the annotation of a GenBank genome assembly.
CUCAAAGCCAUACCCUUUGCUCGUCAUCUUUCUGUUUUUACCAGUUGAUAAAAGACGAUAAUGCCUGGGUUAGUAGUAGUACAUAGCGUGUUCUGCAAGAAAACCGAAGAGAUGGGGAAGAAACCAAUAUCAAUAUCCUAUCAUUGUUAGUUCCUAUCCCAUCUCCACUCUCACAAACACACCUCAGAUUUUCCCCAAUCUCCAUUAUUUUAGUUUGUUGAUGCCCAUAAGGAACCUGUAACUUCUUCAGUCAUUAUUCUCCCCUCUCUUCAACAAUUUCAUUCCUAACACAUUUUGUUGUCUAUAUAAACUCCAACCUUAGAGGAGUUCUUCAGACAUCAUUCACUCUGCACAUUGAAAAACACACAGAAAAGAAAAAGAAAAAUGGGUAUACAGAAAUCUCUGUUGAUUGCUCUGUCGUUGGCUCUGGUCCUCGUCGUAGCAAACUGUUUCGACUACCAUGAGCACGAGCUGGCAUCGGAGGACAGCUUGUGGGAUCUUUACGAGAGGUGGAGGAGCCAUCACACCGUCUCCACGAGCCUCGACGAUAAGCACAGGAGGUUCAAUGUGUUCAAGCAGAACGUCAUGCACGUUCACGAGACCAACAAGAUGGACAAGCCUUACAAGCUGAAGCUGAACAUGUUCUCCGACAUGACGAGCCACGAGUUCAAGGAUGCUUACGCCAACUCCAAGGUCCACCACCACGUCAUGUUCAGGGGAGCACCGCGUGGGAACGAGACGUUCAUGUACGAGAAUGUUGGGAGGGUGCCACCCUCUGUUGAUUGGAGGAAGAAAGGUGCUGUUACCCCUGUGAAGAAUCAAGGCCAGUGUGGUAGCUGCUGGGCAUUUUCAACUGUGGUAGCAGUGGAAGGGAUCAACUAUAUCAAGACAAAGAAGCUCGUGUCCUUGUCUGAGCAGGAAUUGGUUGACUGCGACACUUCAGAGAACCAAGGAUGCAAUGGAGGGUUGAUGGAGUAUGCAUUUGAAUUCAUCAAGGAAACCGGCGGGCUUACCACGGAGGACAAGUAUCCUUACCAUGCUGCAGAUGGUAGCUGUGAUUCUGUUAAGGAGGAUGCACCAAUUGUGUCGAUUGACGGACAUGAGAAUGUGCCCAAGAACGACGAAGAUGCGCUGCUGAAAGCUGUUGCAAACCAGCCUGUCUCAGUUGCCAUCGAUGCUGGGAGCUCAGAUUUCCAGUUCUACUCAGAGGGUGUGUUCACUGGAAGCUGUGGAACAGAGCUGAACCAUGGAGUUGCAGCUGUAGGGUACGGAAUCACCGUCGAUGGAACCAAGUAUUGGAUUGUGAAGAACUCGUGGGGAGCUGAAUGGGGUGAGAAAGGCUACAUCAGAAUGCAGAGAGGCAUCUCAGACAAGACAGGGCUUUGUGGCAUAGCAAUGGAGGCUUCAUACCCCGUCAAAACCUCCUCCAACCCAACCCCCCACUCUUCUUCUCUCAGAGAUGAACUCUAAAUUCACUAUACACCCAUGAGAGAAGACAUAGAUUUCUCAUGCUAAUUUCAGUUCCAUUUCCAGUUUCAGCACUUUUCUUCUUCUUACUUCAUGUACCCAGUGACUUAAAACCUCAGCAGCUCUACUUGCAAUGAACAAUAACAAUAUACGAAUUGAUGAAACCCACGAUUUACUUCUGGAAUUAUAGACUAUAUCCAUUCAUUUACUGAUGAAAAUCAAAGAUCAAACACAAGCAGAAAUCGAAAAAAGGCAACAACUUUUCCUGAUCACAUACCAGGAGACGUUCUGAUUUUUUCCACAGAUAAGUUAAGAGGUUGAAAUCUUUUUCUUCAGCAGUAGCAUCGAAUGGGAUCGUUGCAGCCCUUUGCAGCGGAUUGCUUGCUGCCUCUGCCGAUGCCUUUCUCCAGAUACUGCUGAUGGUACUCUUCCGCCCUGUAGAAUCUCUUCGCCGGGAGAAUCUCCGUCACGACCUUUUUGUCCUUUCAAUUCCGACUGCCUGGCCUCUUUCGAUUCCCGAGCCAGCCGAGCCUGAUUCUCGUCGUAGUAGUAGAUCCCGGAUCUGUACUGGGUACCGGCGUCGUUCCCCUGGCGGUUGAGGGUAUACGGGUCGACCCGGCUCCAGAAAAGAGAGGAGAUU